This is a messenger RNA of Penicillium brasilianum, 396 nucleotides long. NCBI's taxonomy places the organism in Eukaryota, Fungi, Ascomycota, Eurotiomycetes, Eurotiales, Aspergillaceae. The record is from the annotation of a GenBank genome assembly.
AUGUUCACCCUGACACCCGGCCAAUACCGGUACAUUGCGGUUGAUGAGGAUUCACAAGGUGGAUGGGCUGCUGCUCCGGGAGUUUCUAUACCUCUCGAUUCGCAAGGCGGUUAUGCUUCAACUUGGGGCGAAUUUGACUUUGGUUCGUCCAUCAACUCUGGUUGGUCAGGAUUUGAUGUGUCCGCUAUCGCUGCACAGAAUGCGGGUCUAUCGGUGCAAGGGAUGAAGAUCUGUGACGUCCUCACAGCCAUCUGCUCUUAUAUCACGAAAGAUGCCACCGAUGUUCAUAACGCCUACAUUCGUGCCCUUGCCGGAGUGGGGGUAUUGGGGGAAACCUUUCGCCUGGGCCAGUCAGACUCGCAGUCACCAUCGAUUAUGAUGUAUCCUCUUAGCUAG